UUCUGCAUAAAGUGAAUAAGGCAAGAGGCCAUGCAGUAAGAUUGUGUUUCGCUCGCAGUUAAGAGUCAGAAAAAAAAUGGGUAACAAGGCGUUAAGUGCGGAUUUUGAGUGGGUUUACACGGAGCAACCGCACUCGAAUAGGAGGAAGGAAAUGCUAGCAAAGUACCCGGAGAUUAAGUUGCUCAUGAGCCCAGAUCCCCACCUGAAGUGGAUUGUAACGGCGAUGGUGCUCUUCCAGUUUGCCUCCUGUUACCUGGUGAAGGACUUGUCCUGGAAGUGGCUGCUGUUCUGGGCGUACGUUGUUGGUGGGUCCGUCAACCACUCGCUGACUCUGGCCAUCCACGACAUCUCCCACAAUGUGGCGUUCGGCAACAAGGACAUUAAGUGGAACCGCUGGUUCGGUGUCUUCGCCAACCUGCCCAUUGGCAUGCCCUACUCCGCCUCCUUCAAGAAGUACCACAUAGACCACCACCGGUACCUGGGAGGAGACGGCCUCGACGUCGAUGUGCCCACAGAAUUCGAGGCCCGCUUCUUCCGUACACCAGCCCGUAAGGUCCUCUGGCUCAUCCUGCAGCCCCUGCUCUACAUCCUGCGGCCUCUCUACGUCAACCCCAAGCCCAUCACCCAAAUGGAGAUUGUCAAUGCAGUCGUCCAGCUGAGUUACGACCUGCUCAUUUACUACCUCUGGGGCCUGAAGCCGGUGUUCUACAUGCUGUCCGGCUCCGUGCUGGGGAUGGGCUUGCACCCCAUCUCCGGACACUUCAUCGCCGAGCACUACAUGUUCCUGAAGGGGCACGAAACAUAUUCCUAUUAUGGACCUCUCAACUGGAUAACCUUCAACGUGGGUUACCACAUGGAGCACCACGACUUUCCCAGUAUCCCUGGCAGCAAACUGCCCCAGGUGAAGAAGAUUGCCCCGGAGUUUUACGAGAACCUGCCUCAGCAUAGCUCUUGGCUGCGAGUCUUGUGGGACUUUAUAUUCUGCGAUAACCUGGGACCUUUCGCUCGGGUUAAACGACAGUGCAAGGUGGUGAAGGAUCAGUGAGGGCCCCCUUGCUGCUGUUUAUUCCUUUGCACUUCCCCCACAAACCUCAAUAAAACAGCAUUAUAUAUAA
Messenger RNA from Pristis pectinata (smalltooth sawfish), 1115 nucleotides. Its product is annotated as sphingolipid delta(4)-desaturase/C4-monooxygenase DES2-like. The transcript is spliced from 3 exons. Bases 77 to 1045 code for a protein of 322 amino acids. Gene Ontology annotation, molecular function: sphingolipid delta-4 desaturase activity. Gene Ontology annotation, cellular component: membrane. Gene Ontology annotation, biological process: sphinganine metabolic process; ceramide biosynthetic process. The record is from RefSeq and is a predicted model, not a curated record. NCBI's taxonomy places the organism in Eukaryota, Metazoa, Chordata, Chondrichthyes, Rhinopristiformes, Pristidae.